Drosophila melanogaster (fruit fly) is the source of this 7770-nucleotide messenger RNA. RefSeq names its product hephaestus (gene heph). Gene Ontology annotation, biological process: mRNA processing. Gene Ontology annotation, molecular function: RNA binding; nucleic acid binding. Lineage: Eukaryota; Metazoa; Arthropoda; Insecta; Diptera; Drosophilidae. Gene Ontology annotation, cellular component: nucleus. The transcript is spliced from 13 exons. The record is from RefSeq and is marked reviewed. Bases 1157 to 2902 code for a protein of 581 amino acids.
UCUUACUUCAGUCUUCGUACAGUCUUUGCUUUAACCCGUUCCAACUCUGUCCGCCGCUAAGCUCGUUGGCUCUCUAUAGGAAUCGAAUCGAAUCACCUAGUAUAACAGCAGAAGUAGCAUCAGGUCGGUAGCCCACGUUGUUCCCCGGUUUCGUUCCGUUCAGCCAUCAUUGAAAGUUGGCGUCGCAGUCGCUGUUGCCGUCGCUGCCUACGUCCCAAACCAACCACUGCCGCACGCCUCCGACAACGCCAGCGACAUCCUCUCCACCACCGCUGGUAGCACCAUCAGCAGCAGCAAUAGCACGGCAGCGGGAGCCACAACCAGCACCAGAACACUCUCACACACUCUCCACUCACUGACGAAUUUCAAUAUCCAAAUCAAAGUCGGGUUCAAAUCGAAAACAGCCGCAACAGCAGCAACAACGCCUCGCAAACAGCAAGCGGAUAAUGAUAAAAAGAAAAUAACACGCGCAGUUCGCAUCCAGUGCCCGACUCGAACAGAUCACAUCAGUCCAGAUCCCAGUCCCCGAGAAUAUUUUAAUCGAAGCUUUAAAAAUUCACUAAUUGAAAAGUAAAAUCGAAUCGACUUCCGGCUUCGUGGUGUUUUCACUUUUCGCGUGUGUCAAUCAAAUACAAAAUCCUUACAUAUAAAACUGUUCCUUAAUUUUCGUUUCUCAGUGUCUUUAACGCACGCUUUCUAAAAUAGCCAUAAUUACAAGACCCGCAAGGACAGCAAUAAACCAAACAAAAAUAUUUAUUGAAAAUAAAUUCAUUCUACAUUCAACUUCAACGACUUUGACUCGACACUUAAUUGAAAAUACCAAAAAUAAAGAAAAUCAAAAAUCCGAUACUUCAAACGCGCCAAAAAGAAAAAAACUCUCAAGUAACAACCAAGUGCUAAAAUUAGAAGCGGAGAAAUUUAAUCAACAUUUGUUGCCAAUAAAACUGUCAUCAUUGCUGCGUUAACAGAAAACACGGCGUCAGCAGCGAUUGCAGCGCUCAGUAUCAGCAGCAGCUCUCAAGCGUCGCUUGCCGCCAACGCCCCCGCCACACCCACACCGCCGCCCACUUCGUCAGUGGCAGGAGCUGCAGCUACGGUAAAGAACGAGAUCGUUGCAUCUGAUUCGGCCGAAUCCUCCCCUAUACAAGAUUUAAUAAUGCGCGGAAGCGACGAACUUUUGAGUCAAGCAGCGGUCAUGGCGCCCGCUUCCGACAAUAACAAUCAGGACCUGGCCACAAAGAAGGCCAAACUGGAGCCGGGCACUGUGCUGGCCGGCGGAAUUGCCAAGGCCUCAAAAGUCAUCCACUUGCGCAACAUUCCGAACGAGUCCGGCGAGGCAGAUGUGAUUGCCCUGGGCAUUCCGUUUGGACGUGUGACCAACGUGCUGGUGCUCAAGGGCAAGAACCAGGCUUUCAUCGAGAUGGCCGACGAGAUCUCCGCAACGUCAAUGGUGUCCUGUUACACAGUAACUCCGCCCCAGAUGCGCGGCCGCAUGGUCUACGUGCAGUUUUCUAAUCAUCGCGAACUAAAGACGGACCAAGGUCACAACAACUCGACCGCCCAUAGCGACUACAGCGUCCAGUCCCCGGCGAGCGGAUCGCCUCUGCCCCUUAGCGCCGCUGCCAACGCGACCAGCAACAAUGCAAACAGCUCAAGCGACAGCAACAGCGCCAUGGGAAUCUUACAAAACACAAGCGCCGUCAAUGCGGGCGGCAACACCAACGCUGCCGGGGGACCCAAUACUGUGCUCCGUGUGAUUGUCGAGUCCUUGAUGUACCCCGUCUCGCUGGACAUACUGCACCAGAUCUUCCAGCGCUACGGCAAGGUGCUGAAGAUUGUCACCUUCACAAAGAACAAUUCAUUCCAGGCCCUCAUCCAAUAUCCGGACGCCAAUUCCGCCCAGCACGCCAAGUCGCUCCUGGACGGGCAGAAUAUAUACAACGGUUGCUGCACGUUGCGUAUUGAUAACAGCAAGCUGACGGCUCUGAAUGUUAAGUACAACAACGACAAAUCGCGCGACUUCACUAACCCCGCUCUGCCACCUGGUGAACCGGGAGUGGAUAUCAUGCCCACCGCCGGCGGACUGAUGAACACCAAUGAUUUGCUUUUGAUCGCCGCCCGUCAGCGACCUUCUCUCUCAGGUGAUAAAAUAGUCAACGGCCUGGGCGCCCCCGGAGUCCUGCCGCCCUUUGCCUUGGGCCUGGGCACUCCACUGACCGGUGGAUACAACAACGCACUGCCCAACUUAGCAGCUUUCUCGCUGGCCAACAGUGGCGCCCUGCAGACGACCGCUCCUGCAAUGCGAGGUUACUCGAAUGUCUUGCUUGUCUCGAAUUUAAAUGAGGAGAUGGUCACGCCUGAUGCUCUCUUUACCCUUUUUGGUGUAUACGGCGAUGUGCAACGUGUAAAGAUUCUGUACAACAAGAAGGACUCGGCACUCAUACAAAUGGCGGAGCCCCAGCAAGCUUAUUUGGCCAUGUCUCACCUUGAUAAAUUACGUUUAUGGGGAAAGCCGAUACGUGUGAUGGCAAGCAAACACCAGGCCGUCCAGCUGCCCAAGGAGGGACAGCCGGACGCAGGACUCACACGUGACUACUCGCAAAAUCCGUUGCACCGCUUCAAGAAACCGGGAAGCAAGAACUACCAGAACAUCUAUCCGCCGUCGGCGACACUACAUUUAAGCAACAUUCCCUCAUCCUGCUCUGAGGAUGACAUCAAAGAAGCUUUCACCUCAAACAGCUUUGAAGUUAAGGCAUUCAAAUUUUUCCCGAAGGACCGUAAAAUGGCACUGCUUCAACUGUUGUCCGUGGAGGAGGCUGUCCUAGCACUGAUUAAGAUGCACAACCACCAGCUGUCCGAGUCGAAUCACCUGCGUGUAAGCUUCUCGAAGUCGAACAUCUAGAAUCCGAUGCGAAGUCAGGUUUACUGAACCUGACUAGGUACCUCCGGCGGGUACAGCUACAUACAGAUGCAUCAGCAGCAACACCUUCAGAUCCAUUGGCAGCAACAAAUACAAACUAUAAUCCGUAGUACAAGAAAAAUGCACGCAAACUUCUACUGAAAUGGCAGACUCCAGAAGCACUACCCACCCAAUCCAACAUAAUAAUCAGCAGAAACAAUCGAUGCAAGAGCUAUACCAAUUUUAAACAAUUCAACUCACUCUAAGAACUGUUUUCUGUUCAUACACUACCCCUUAGUGGGAAAGACACAAACAAUUAAGGAAUCUUACUGAAUUGAUAAAGAAAAAACUACAAAUAAAUAUACAUGAAAAUUACCACGAAAAUAGCAUUUUAAGUUAUGGCACGCGCAGACAACAAAACAAACAAACAACCCACAAACUAACAAUCAGCAACAUCGUAACUUAAGCUUAACUUUAAACCUAUAGUUCGUAAGAAACCUGCAUUGCAUAAAAAAAACAAAACAAAAAAUAUAUGAUGAGUAGAGAGGAGUUAAGUAUGUUUAAAGUAAAAAGAGAAAGAUCGUAACUUAAAAUAUUUUUAGUGCACUGUACUGUGUUUUGGUUUUAAAAAACGACAGAAAGUCAAAAACAUACGAAGGAAGAAAUUAUGUUAAAAAUGAAUUAAGGCAAUGUUUUAUUAUGUACAUGAUGCUGUUAUUAUAUUUUAAAUGAAUGCAACUUAACUUUAGUUUUUUACAAGUGCGCAAUUUCAAUUGAAGAAAUAGCAUACCCGUAGCUAAUAGAUGUUUUAAUUUAAAAAAGUAAAAAGUAAGAAAGUAUUUAGAAAAACGGUCCCGAAUAAACACAUCGAGCCCUAAGCAUAUUGAAGUAUAGCAAGGCAAUGUGAAAUAACGUUAAAUGGAAUUUAAGAAAAUUGUAUUAAUUUUAAUAAACCUAUAUAAAUCAAUAAUUUGGACAAUGCAAAGAUAUAUCCUUGGCACGUCCGUUUGUUUAGACUAACGGGAAAAUAAUAAUUUUAAAGGCAGUUAAAUCAACGCGUACGUAAACCUUUUGUGUGUAUGUAUAUGUAAAUGUUGUUAAACUAGCGCAAAUUAUACAAAACCGACAUGUAUGUAUUGAACUACAAAAAACAGGAAACAGGAAAUUAAACCAAUUUUAAGCUAAAAAGUAUAAUCUUAAAGUAUGUAUCAAAACACAAAAGGUAAUAAUAUAUUAUCAUAGACGUACUGGUAACGAAAGACAUACGUGUUUUAGCAAGAAAACUGAAAGAUUUUUUGAUAAUUUUACAAGGACCUCACAACGGACAACACACACAGAAGCGAACAAAUAUGGAAGUUUAUAUAUAUUUAGAAAGUGAAAUUAUUUGUAUGUUGGAGCAAAGAACAAAGGAAAUGAGAUGAAGUAAUAAAAUGCAAAAUACAGAAAUGGUUAAAGAAUCAACUAAAUGUAACUUACAUGAUAUGAAUUUAGAUCGUAAGCAUGAGUAGAAGUGAUCGUAAUUUAAAAUUAAUACAGACACAGUGGAAACAAUUAAAUUACAAUACAAAAUUAACAAAAACGGAAAAAAUUAAAUGAGUAUAUCUAAACGAAAACGUGUACGAAAAGCAACAGUAAAAUAUUGUAAAAUGUAAUAUUUAUUAUAACACUAUAUUUACAGUUAUAAACAAACGCGCAGGCAAUACAGAAAUAUGACCGAAGUGGGCAAGCGGAUCACGUCAGAAAAAAUUUGUUUAAAUCAGCUCACUAGAAAAAGUCGACAAUGACUACCUACUUUUUCAUAUAACACAGAACGCUUAGCGAACAUUUUAAAGCCAACUCUAGCGUUUCAUGUGCAUACUGCAACUAGCUCUCCAAAUAAUCUUAACCUUAAAUCUAUUUAUCCUACCUAUAUAUGAUCUAUGUCUAUCUAUAAUAUAUUUAUAUAUAAACAAUUUACACGUUUUGUUAGAGCAUCUAAGCAAAAUGAAGCGAAAUGAUAUAAAUCUAUAUCAGACCCACGACUGCUAGAAUUUCAUACGAGAACUCUUGACAAAUCAAAAUUUCAUAAAAGUAUUUAGCGAACUUACUUCUACAACUGCAUAGAGCCGAAGCUACCCAGAAUACGUUAACGAUUCCAGUUGGACCCUUUCACAACAACCACUUCUACUAAACAAUCAGCAAAGGUUAAGGACGGGGAUCAGAUCGGUGUCCUUGCUGAUCGUUGGUAUGCAGCGUUCAAAGAGUAAUCAAAUAUUUAGCCCAACGAUAAUAUAGAUACAAAGGCGCUACUGCGUGCAAAUGUUGAUAGUAAACACGACACCGAGCAGCAUACGAAUUAAUAUACUUAAUAGAGAAUAUAAAUCAAAUACUAUCAUAAAUAUACAUUCAAUCCAGAUACAGUAACAAAUUGCGAAGUCGGAGGCGAGAAGUCAGAUGCGCAAAGUAGGCAAUGCUAAUUGACAAACAGUACACAAAAAGUAUUACUUUACCAUGUAGAGAAACGACUAACAAUUAAUUUACACUUAAACUGAAGUCUCGUAUUGAAGAACCGAUUAAACAAACAGAAUCAAAUAAGAACGAGUUGCAUUGGCCGAAGUCAAAAUGUCGAAACCAAUGUGAUCUUGAACGGCUUAAUCGCAGGAAGUAACAUAAUUCAAUCGGAAUAAUUAGUGAUGAGGUCUUAGAAAAGCCAACAGUUUUAUGUUGUACAUUAAUAGUUGCAAGAAGAAAUUUUACCGUAAUUCAUAGUGAAACAAAAAGCGAAGACUAAUCGAAAGUUACAUAUAUACAAGGAGAGCACAUGUUCGAAUGUUGUGAGCCAUGUGUGCCAUGUGUGUGUGGUAUAACACACGCAGGCUUAUCUAUGUGCUACUUUAACAGUUAAAUGAAAACAGAUAUAUGUGUAUUGUACUAUAUGUAAUUGUAGGUAUAACUAUACAUUAGUGUCGACGAGAACGCAGCACAUUAUUAGAGAUAUACCGAUUGACUAAACAUGGAAUACCAGAGUUAAAACUAAUCACAAACUACAAUCAAGUCAACGUAAAGAUGGGAGAGAAACAGUUUUGAGUUACGGAACUACAUGCACAACAUAUUUGACAUGAACAGAAACAUAUCAGCAUUUUUUGACACAUGAAAAGUUUAUUUAGACCCCACCUUUUGUUGUGUAGAUCCCUUAAUUUAUGUUAUUUCCGCCUUACUUGAGACCGUUAUUUUUCAGUAUUGUCCAAAUACACAAAAGGGAUGCAUUAUAGAAGCAGUGUUUGCUACAAAUUGUUAGUUCGGCAAAAGUAAAAAAAAAAAAUUAUUUAUUUAAGAAGUAAGCAUACGCUGAAGUCAUAGAUGGAAGCAUAGGGAAAUUUUUCGGAAUAUUAGAAGAGACAGACGAUAAUACAACAUUAAGCAGAGAUGUUAAUAUUCAUUUGUACAGAAUAGCAGUUUGUCUUUGUUGUUUUUUUAUACAGAGUAAUUAUCUUUUUGUCGCUCAGCUUCAGUUGAGAUAUCCUUUGUAAGCAGAUAAUAUGUUGUUUAUGGCGAAUUCAAAUAACACGAAUCAAAAACGUAUGUUUAUGGUUUUUUUUUUUGGUUCGUAAAAUUAGACCAACUUAGAAAACGAGUAUACUAUACAUUACCUUUACCUAUAGUUAGCUAAAUCUGUAUGUGCUUCACAUGAUGCUUUUGCCCUAAUUGUUUUCCACAGCAUUUUUGAGACCACUUAGUAAAUCAUAAAAGUUCAUAACAGGCAGAAGUUCCUACUUUAUAGUAAAAAGGUAAACGUUUAAAACAUAACUAACAAAGAAAACUAGCAUCAGUGAAUUUAAUACGGAUACACUUAAAUCAAGUACAAUUUUAAUUUGAUUUUCUUACCAAUUGCAAUUUUCCCUUCUUGCUUUUAUUAAGGGUUUGAUUUUCUUGGUCUGUCUAAUUCCUGGUAAUAACUAAUGCGGUUUUUCAUAGGUCAGGCAUUACUGAAAAAAUUGUAUAGGGGCCAAGUAUCGAUUGAAUGACUAAAGUAAAGAAGAGUGCCGGUAAAGACCAGCCAAUUAUUUGUUUUAUUGGUACCCCAGUCUUCAGAAGAAAUUAAAAAUAAAAGCUAUGUUAGUCACCGCACACUUUCACUAUCAGGCAUUAGCUUGCCAGAAAGUCUGGCAAGCAACCUCAACUCUUAACUGCUUAACUAACUGAACUGCGAACAGACACACGCGAAACAAUCAAACAUUUCUGAAAUCAAACUUUUAGUAUAUACAAAGCAAGAACACCUUGAAACUUUUGCGCUCUCUAAUUGUACAACUUAAUGGUAAUACGACAAAUUAAUCAUUUUAUGCUCUAAAUGAUAAAGUAAAACUAAACGGCGAUGUUUACGUAAUGCAAGAUUUUUCUCACCAAAUUUUACUACAAAUCUCUUAUGUGUAUAUAAAAAAUCAAAAGCUAAAGUGUAUGGAUAUAUUUAAAUGUUUUGUGAUCGCGCAGAAAAGCAACACUAAAACAAAAGCAGCGCAUGAAUCAUCAAAACGAAUUAACAUGACUCUUACAUUUUUUAAGUCCUAAGGUACAUUUUCAUAUUGCAAUUGAAUUUGAAGGCACAAUGUGAAAUGCAAGAUAAAACUGUACGUAGGAAUCGAUGCAUUAAGCUUGAUAAGCUGAAGGUACUUAGAAGUAAAGAACAAACUGAAGACGAGUGGCAGUAACAAAGUUGAAAAGAGAACGAAUUUGCAGCCUGCGGCGAUGUCACCGAAACAUUCUAUUACGCGCAGCAUUGGGAUUGCAAUAAUACGAGAAAGAAUAUUUGUUAUGUUACAAGCAUUAAUUAAUUAAUUAUUAUAAUAAUUAUUAUUGAAAAUAUUUGAGAAAUAAAGAUAAAAUAAAAUGAUUCG